AUGCCCGACUACUACCCCGUAUAUCUCAACCUGGCGGGAAAACGCUGCGUCAUUGUUGGCGGCGGAACCAUCGCUCAGGGCAAAAUUGGCGGCCUGCUGCAAGCCGGUUGCCAUAUUACAGUUAUCAGCCCGGACGCCACGCCCGGCAUCCGGCAAGCUGCCCAGCGCGGCGACAUCGUCUGGCUGCAGCGCAACUAUGAACCCGGCGACCUGGAGGGCGCCUUCAUAGGCGUGGCCGCCACCAACGUCUGGCACGUUAACCGGGAAAUCUACGAAGAGGCCGAGGGGCUGGGCGUCCUGCUUAACGUGGUGGAUGACCCCGACCUUUGCAGCUUUAUUGCCCCCUCCGUCGUCAAGCGCGAGCCGGUCACCAUGGCGAUUUCCACCGGCGGCGCCAGCCCGGCCCUCGCCCGCAAGCUGCGGGAGACCUUGGCCAACGCCGAGGCCCUGGAAUGGGCCGAUUUGGCUGAUGUGCUGGCCCAGGCCCGCCGCAUAAUCAAGGAAAAGCGUACGGUUAUUGACCCGGAACGCUGGCAGUGCUGCAUUACCCGUGAACUGCUGAACAUGGUUCAGGAAGGCCGUAGCGAAGAGGCUCUUGAAGUCUUGCUUUCCCAGUUGCAGGAUUCCGGAACGCCGGAAAUGUGCGGCGACUUGGCCCAUUGUCAGCCCCGUACCUGCCAGGUCCGCCAGGCUGCACGAGACAGCAGCGCCAGGCACAGGGAGGCCGUACGGUGA
This is a messenger RNA of Geodia barretti, 735 nucleotides long. NCBI's taxonomy places the organism in Eukaryota, Metazoa, Porifera, Demospongiae, Tetractinellida, Geodiidae. The record is from the annotation of a GenBank genome assembly.